Molecule: messenger RNA, 2367 nt
Organism: Glycine soja
Lineage: Eukaryota; Viridiplantae; Streptophyta; Magnoliopsida; Fabales; Fabaceae
Product: protein SIEVE ELEMENT OCCLUSION B-like
Exons: 7
Coding region: 58-2139 (693 amino acids)
Biological process (GO): phloem development
Source: RefSeq, a predicted model, not a curated record
GGCAUUGUUUACUUUGAAAUUGACUUGUAGGAUAUCUAGGGUGAAUCACGUACCAACAUGUCUAAGUCACUUUCAAGCACUAAUAAUGUGCAGCAAGGGAAGACUAAUUUGCUUCAAAACCCAUUUGAAUUCAGUGACGAACAGAUUCUGGAUAAUGUUUACCGAACCCAUUUUCAUUGUGUUGAGAAGUGCGAUGUAACAUCUCUUCACACCGUUGCCUCGUGCGUUAUCAACCACUCCAUUGAAAUCACGGACACCGUGAUUACUAAGGGUAGCCAACUGAGUGAUCGGUUCAGAGAAGACACGACCAUAACUUCCCAACAACUUACUGCAAAACUGAAGCGAAUUGCUUGCCAGAUGGUGUGCACGGCUCGUGGUGAUCACUACGCACACCACACAACAAUGUUGAUUCUGGAACAACUAAAAGCAUAUUCUUGGGAUGCAAAAGCACUUAUUGUUCAAGCAGCAUUUGCUUUGGAAUAUGGGAAAUUCUUGUACCUUCCCUUGACCACACAAUAUCAGAUGUCUGAAAAAUCAUUGGCUGAUUUGAAUGGACUUCUAAUGAUUCAACACAACACACAACAUCUCACUUUCUUCAACAGUGUGGUGAAGAAGGUAAUGCAAGUGAUUGAAUGCAUCACUGAGUGGAAGAGGCUAACUAGUGCAGGAUAUGACAUAAAGGAUGUGCCUACCUUGGCAGAAACUUUGCAUGAGAUCCCUGUUGUUGUGUAUUGGGCAAUCUUCACCUUUGUCACUUGUACAGGCCAAAUUGAUGACUUUACCACUGAUCAUAAGAUUCACAAACAUGAAUUAUCGAAAAACUUUGAGAACAAGCUUGACCUCAUUCUAAGAAAUUUUAAGGAACAUCUGGAAAUGUGUGGCAAGGAGAUAGGGAGAAUAGAAGACUACACCAGGCGUAAGAACAUUGUGAUUCACACUGGUAAAGAUAUUGUAAAGGUUUUGAAAGCACUCAUCAUUUCCGGAGAGAACAGGGAAUCAAGACACAGUGUUUUUAAUAUUCUCACGGGAGAACAGAUUAAAAUUGAAGAGUUCAAGAAGAAGCAUGUGUUGUUAUUUAUUUCUGGCCUUGAUAGCAUUGAAGAGGAGACCCUACUUCUAAAAUCAAUAUACGAGAAAUUGAAGGAGAAACCAAGAGAGGUUGAGGGUUACAGGAAGGACGAUUUCAAGAUUUUGUGGAUCCCCAUUGUGGAUGAAUGGAACGAGGAACGUAGGAAAACAUUAGAAACCAAAUUACAACGUACUAAGUUUGGAUGGUAUGUGGUGAAACAUUUUAAUUUUGAAACAGGCAUCAAGCUUAUUAGAGAGGUGUUUAACUACAAGGAAAGGUCUAUUAUCCCAUUGAUAAGUCCUGAGGGAAGGGUGGAGAACAUUGAUACAAAGCAAAUUAUAUCUGUCUGGGGCAUUGAUGGGUUUCCUUUUAGAACCUCUGAUCACACUAGACUUACUCAACAAUGGAAUUGGUUCUGGUCUGAAAUGACGAAGCUUAACCCUAGAAUAGGGGACUUGAUCGAGGAGGAUCGUUAUCUCUUCAUCUAUGGAGGCACAGACAUAAUGUGGAUCCAAGAAUUCACAACAGCCGUGGAGAAAUUGAAGAGGAAUGUUGACUCAAUCAGUUUGCAAAUAGAUAUCACAAUAGAAUCAUACCAACUAGGAAGGGAAGACACUAAGGUUGUGCCACGCUUUUGGAUCGCUAUUGAUAGCUUGCUUGCAAGUAGGAAGCAACAAAUGAUGAAGGGUGGUGAUCAAGGGGUGCAAGACUUUGCAACAAGAGAGAUAAAGAGGUUGCUCUUCCUCAAACAAGACCCUAAGGGAUGGGUCAUUCUUAGCAAAGGGUACAAUGUAAAGCUCCUUGGUCAAGGUGAGGCCAUGUGUCGCUCGGUUAGAGAUUUUGGUAUAUGGUAUGGGAAGUUGCAUGAAGAAGUGAGCUUUGAUGUUGCCUUCAAAGAGUACUAUGAAAGCAUCAAGGUUAAGGAUUGUCCUAAAAAAUGUGAACAUAGUGAAAUUUCUAACUACCCAACGGAUAUAUUGGCCCACAUACCGUGCCCAAAUAUGGAAUGUGGGCGUUCAAUGGAGGUAACUUCUGUUAAUUACAGGUGUUGUCAUGGUCUUGAACCAUAGACAAUGUUUUGCUCUGCUUGGGAAGCAUAUGGGACUUUACCUUUGGCUUAAAUUUGUGCAUGUGUGUUUGUUAUAUAUUUAUCUUUUUUCAGUGUAUCUCAUAGUACAAGGUAUGUAGCUACUUGCUUGCCAAGUACUAGAUAAUAAUGAUUUUCAUGUAGUCUUGUUUGUAUGUUUUUUAAUGCAUUGGUUUGAAUAAAAUAUGAAUUUUCGUAUUUGAUUAAAUAA